AUGGCGCGCCCCGGCAGCCGCCGCGCCUGCCGCCCGCCGCCUCCGGCCAGCCCUGAGCCGCGGGCGGCAGCAGCCACUCCCCCGCGGCCCGGUUCCGCGUCCCGCCGCCGCGCCCGCAGGGUCCGCGUCCAGAGCCCCUCUCGCGGCCGUCCGCCGGGGUCCCGCCCCGCCGCCGCCGGCACACCUCCUCCGACACCCCUGCGGGUCCGGUGGCCCCUGGGCACGGGCGCUCGCUCUGCCUCCUGUCCCGGUGCGGGCGCUGCUGCCCUAUCGGUGAGGGAGAUCGCCGCGGCGCUGUGGCGAAUGCAGCCGCCGCAGGCGCCGCCGCCGCCUGGGCCUGGGACGGCGCGACGUAGUAGGGCUCAGUCCAGUUCAAAGCGCCCACACACGCCUUCUGACCAUUAUUAUGAGAAGGAGAGGAAGGCACGGGUGCUCAUGGAAGAGGUUUGUGAUGAAUUAGCUAAGGAGAUCGCAGAAGACAAAGCUGAGGUUGAGGCUAUGAGAAGUGAAUCGAUGAAGAUCAGAGAUGAAUUGGAGGAAGAGAAGAAGAUGCUCCAGAUGGCUGAGGUUUGGCGUGAAGAGAGGGCCCAAGAGUCGUGGCAUCAAGAGCCCAUACAGCUAGUCCUGAAACAGACAUGUUCUUGGAGAAUCAGCCAAGCAGAUAUUGCAAUCAGCCUCGCAAUCUUAAAUGAGGCGGCAGAAGAUGAUAGUGGAUGGGAAACUGCACAUAGUGAGAUCAGUGAAGUUUGCUCAACAACAGCAGGUAGGUCGAGGAAUAAAAGAUCAUUCGUCGGACUAUGGAGAUCAUCAAACACUGUCGACCAAAAGAAAAUGGGAUCCAAUACACUCAAUGGUAGAUCAUCAAAUGCCAGGAUGUCAAAUGUCACUGAAUCUCCUGACCUGAAGAACAGUGAAGUGUGUGACAGUCCGCACAUCACAGCGCAAUGGAGGCCAGACCUGCUAAACCCGGACAUUGUUCGAAAGCUAUAA
Molecule: messenger RNA, 990 nt
Organism: Miscanthus lutarioriparius
Lineage: Eukaryota; Viridiplantae; Streptophyta; Magnoliopsida; Poales; Poaceae
Source: the annotation of a GenBank genome assembly